GUCCGGUCACUCACUUCAAUUCACUACCCAACCAUCUUUCAAUCUCCGUCGCCGGGCGACUUCUAUCACUUAGUACAUUUAUUGAAUCAUCUAAUCAUUCAUCAAACCCCAAUCCUUCACUACUACCCAUAUCACUUAAUCGAAAGAUAUCAACAAAACUAAACCGACAACAUGCUUCCUCAACACGUCCUCAUUGCGCUCGUCGCCACUGUCGCUGCCGUCCCGCUUAACAUCAACUUGGGAGCCUACUCGCCUGCCCUGGUAGUCGGUGAUGGAGAGAUCUCACUCGGAUCAACAGAAUCAGCAUCACAGUUGAUGGCUACGCUCGCAUCGGGAGCAGCAGCCAACGCCGGUGGAGAGGGCGCAGCAGCACAAGGAAAACGCUCUAUCCUUCGCCGCGCCAUCAGCGACAUCCUCGGCAAGCGCAACCCCGCCCCUGUUGAGCCUAAGAUGGCCGCUGUCGAGGAGGCUAUGCAGUGGAUCAAGCGCGACCUCGCUGGCUUCAAUGCUGCGCUCGGUUACGCAAAGGAGGCCCAGAAGGAUAUGCCCAAGGUUGAGAUGGGCACCGAGAACGCCGGUGUUGGUCUGCUCGUCAACCCUGGUGUCAACGUUCCCAAGGACUCGGCCGCCGCUGGCACCCCACCUGCUGAGAAGAAGACCAAGCGCGACGAGGUUGUCGAGGAGGAGGAUGCGCCCAAGAUGACUCUUGUCGCCAUCACCGAAGUUUGAGCAAGAUACCCGACUUUGCAGACAUUUCAGCUAGCCCAGGACGAGGCCUUUCACGCGCCAUGGGGAUGAGGCUAUAAUCAGCAAUCUUGUCAGUUCUGUUCAGCACGAUUUAUUUUUCUUUCAGCGAACAUCGGCAGGAUCCCGCGUACUGUGCGGACCGGAAGAUGAGGAGUUCUUGGGUACACACAACGGUAUUGAUGUAUGGAUGGACGAAUGAGUCAACCGAAGAUGAUACAAAAGUCGCAAGAUUUCAAUAAAUUACUAUUUGAUCAGUAACCGUUUCCUCUCAAAUA
Messenger RNA from Alternaria alternata, 1022 nucleotides. RefSeq lists its product as hypothetical. The record is from RefSeq and is a predicted model, not a curated record. Bases 172 to 729 code for a protein of 185 amino acids. The transcript has 2 exons. Lineage: Eukaryota; Fungi; Ascomycota; Dothideomycetes; Pleosporales; Pleosporaceae.